Actinia tenebrosa (Australian red waratah sea anemone) is the source of this 2815-nucleotide messenger RNA. Its product is annotated as transmembrane protein 65. The record is from RefSeq and is a predicted model, not a curated record. Lineage: Eukaryota; Metazoa; Cnidaria; Anthozoa; Actiniaria; Actiniidae. Gene Ontology annotation, cellular component: mitochondrion.
AGGAAGGAAAGAAAACGAAAGAUGGGAAGAAGGAAGGAAGAGAGAAAGAAAGAAAUUUUAAGAACGAAGGAAAGAAAGGAAGGAUCGAUCGAUCGAAGAAGAAACAAUAUAUCAUCAACGCUGUAGCUCAAACUCUGGUACAACGAAUGAGAUGUAGCAACAAUACGAAACCAUUGCUGGUUCUGAAAGGCUUGGUGAAAAUAGAAAAUAGGUUGAUUGAUUAUUGACUUUUAUUAAACUAUAACUACAUAAAGUUAGUUAAUGAUUGUAGGGAAAAUGAGCUUUUACACUUACAUUCGGAGUGGAAAGACAAAACUGAAUGAAAAUGGGGGAUUUCAAUAGAUUUUUUGAACAGCUUGGGACAUCAACUGGCACAUGGGAUUUUAAUGCUCCAAAUGAGUCUGAUAGAAAGCGCCCUUUGAUCGAAUUCACCGUUUUCGAUUUCUUUGGGAAAAAAGAACUAAAAAAUUAUACAGGGUUCGAACCUUUCAUGCUCAUAACAGUCGUAAUAACCUUAACGUCCAUCUAUUUCCCUUGGUCACUGUCCGUUUGUCUGUCCGUGUCGAUUGGUCGAGGAAGAUUGGUUACGAGUCAAACGUCCCUGGGGAGGGGGGGACGAAAGAAAAAAAGUAGCUCGCAGUCUACCAAUCUCGUACCCAGAGCCCACGUUCAGAAACGCUGGCUCUGGAUACGGGAUUGGCAGUCUACGCCCAAACUGGUGUAACUGGUGUUAUAACAAACAGUGCCAGAAAUUUGUACUUAUAACAGCGUUAUUCUUAAAUGUUAUAAUAUUAGUUUGCACGCUAUAGAGUAUGUGUUUCAUAUUACAUGUGGCGAGGAUCUCAAGCAAAGAAGCAUAAAAUCGAUCUGGGUGGAUCUCUGUCUGCAAAGAAUACAUCGCUCUCCUCCGCCGGACCCCCAGGUUAUGUGGACCAGCUAUUUUACCUGUGCUUUUCUCAAAAAGAAGUACAGUUUGCUGAAAUCUCAUAAUCUGCUACAAAUGAUGGCCAAACACUGACCACCAUGUGCAUUUCAGACAGAAAGAAUCGUAUGGGAAUUCGUAUUUUCAACAUUUUGCUCCAAGACGGCAACUGGCGUCAAGCAGAACCAUGUUUUGAUCUUGUAGUUUGGGGUUCCUGUGGUAUUGUUUAUAUGAACCCAGUCCCUCUACUCGACUCAUCGACACUAAUAAUGGGUUUGUACUGUGGUUGUGGUAGAAUAUCCCUGAAUAUCUCACUUUAUUUCUCCAUUUCAAAACAUCUAACCCAUACUUACAGAAAACCAUCCCUUCACCAAGUAAUUAGAYGGUACUACAGGGGCAAAAAAUCAGGAAUCGCGGAGAUUUGUAAUGUUUCAGAGGCGGAUUCCUUUGUCUCUUCGUUGACUACCAAAGAAAGAAGUUUUCUUCAAGAAGCUUUGAAACAACACCAAGACGAUGAACCAGAAGAAGUUCCCACAGCUCCAACAGUGGCCCAGCUUAGACUUGCUGCAUUUCACAGUGCAAUUCCAUUUAUUGGUUUUGGAUUUCUAGAUAAUGCUAUCAUGAUUACUGCAGGAAAGAACAUUGCUAUAACUCUUGUUGCUGCAUUAGGAAUAUCGACAAUGGCUGCUGCAGCCCUUGGUAAUCUUAUAUCUGAUGUUUCUGGAAUUAGCCUUGCUCAUUAUGUUGAGCUUGCAGCAAAUAAAAUGGGAUUUGAAGGACCAGGACUAAGCUCAAAACAAAUGGAAAUGCCAAGAACAAGAUUCAUAACAAAUUUGGGAAGAGCCAUUGGAAUCUCAUUUGGAUGUGUACUUGGAAUGUUUCCACUGCUUUUUCUAUCAUCGAAAGAUGAAGAAGAGAAAAAACCUCAUAACUUAGAGGAUUAAAGCAUUUUCAAUGAAAAGUUUCUCAUCAAGAAAAACAAUGUUUUAAAAUUCUCAUUUGCAAUCCAGCAUCUUGGAGCAUUUUAUGGUCAGAGUUCAAAUAUGCAAUGUCCAGAACUUGUCAUUGUCUCUGUUUUCAUAUUGGAAUUCAUUAUGUAUUCCAUGUGUGGUAUAGCGUUGGUGUAAGGUUUAGAAGGUAUGUAUAUGUACAUCUAGUAGAUGUUUGUAUCCAGGGCCCAGUUGUACAAAGGGUGGAUAGCACUAUCCAACAGAUAAAUCCUUAUCCAGUGAAUUAAGGGAUGCUGUCAUACAAUAAAUUUAUCCAUCAGAUUGUGCUAUCCACCCUUCAUACAACCGGGCAAUUAAGGACAAAUAGAUAGAAGAGGCUUUAAUAAGUCAGACUCAGAAAAUCAUUGGACAAAAGUAUGAGUGCAUUGGAAAUUUGAGCAAACUAUUUUAAAUAUUUUUAAGAAGGUAAAACUUUGAAAAGGCAAUUUUACAAAUAUAAUGGAAUCUAUAGAUAUUACAAAUAAAUCACUGCAACAGAAAAAUAAUUGUAAGGGUUUAUUAAUGAACAAUUUAAUAGUCAUUGAUCACAUUAUCAAUGACAGUAUGGCACGAGAAUAGCUUUUCAUUUGUAUUUAUUGUAUCAUGAUAAGUACUGUUAUAAAUCAAAGAAUCAUGCAAAAAAAUCCACAUAUGAAUAGAACUCGUUCAAUAUGUUGUUCUAUUCCUUUCCACCAUGUUUCUCCAAGGUUUUCUGGUUUUCCUCACUCAACUCAGGUGAGUUUAGAGUUCUCUGCAUGGAACCUACAUUAUAUGUUUUGGUAGUGAGUUCAGAGUGUGUUGAAUAUACUCAAACAUUAGACUCUGGCUAGGGGGACUUUUAGGGAUUAGAUUUAAUGUACUCUCCUACUUUGUAAUUCAAUGACAAAAAUGUUAACCAAAAGCA